UUAGAGGUUAUUUCCUCCUGCAUUUUAGGCUUUAUAUCUCUUGUCUAUGAUCCUACUCUCUGCACCGUCCAUCAGGUCUGUGGUCUGCUGAUCAAUUUUAACGUUUUGUGCUGAAUUUUUGACAGAAAUCUACUGAACCAAAUUCACAAUGGGUAAUGAAAGCUCGCUGCCCGUGGAACUAUGUUCGACCUUUGAUGUUGAUGAAAUUAGAAGACUGGGAAAACGGUUUCGAAAGUUAGAUCUGGAUAACAGCGGUGCUUUAAGCAUCGAUGAGUUUAUGUCAUUGCCGGAGCUACAACAAAAUCCUUUGGUUCAACGUGUAAUAGAUAUAUUUGACGCCGAUGGUAACGGAGAAGUGGAUUUUAAAGAGUUUAUUCACGGUGUUUCGCAAUUCAGCGUUAAGGGUGAUAAAGAGAGCAAAUUAAGAUUUGCUUUUAGAAUUUACGAUAUGGAUAACGACGGCUUUAUAAGCAACGGAGAGUUGUUUCAAGUAUUGAAAAUGAUGGUAGGCAAUAAUUUGAAAGACACGCAACUUCAACAGAUCGUUGAUAAAACAAUAUUGUUCGCGGAUAAAGACGAAGAUGGCAAAAUUAGUUUCGUGGAAUUCUGUUCCGUUGUUGGUAAUACAGAUAUUCAUAAGAAGAUGGUGGUUGAUGUUUAAAUAAUUGAAGUCUGUAAAAACUAUUCAAUACCAAUAUAUGGUAAUAUUAAUUUGAAUUUAUAAAUUCCUUACUAACAAAGAGAUUUAUUGGAUAAUUAUAAAUAACUAAACUUUCUGUGUAGGGUGAUAUCAUGAUUGUUAAUAUGCCUUCGAUCAAGCCAAUUUACACAUAAGCUUGUCAGUUAAAAUUUUUUUAUAGUAUAACAUAUAUUAGAGUUUAUUGACCACCAACUUUAUAAAAUUGUGCACGUCCGCUAACUGCUGUACAAUUUUAAUGUUACAUACGUGCAUCUUCCGUUAUACUAAAUAUUUAUUUUUAGCCGAUGUUAUAAUUAAUGUUAUAAUUUUAUUAUUAUUUUUUAAUUUAUAAUUUUGUUUAAUUAAUGUAAAAAAACAAUUUGUAAAGUUGUUUCAAAUUAACUCUGGGAAUACAGUUUGACGCAUGUAAGUUAUACGAAAGGAUAUAUUUUCUAAUUGCGUUCGAUUCAAUUAGAAUUCAAUGUACAUCUCUCGAUCAAUACCGUAUAACGUGUUCCAAUAAUUUGCAAUAUGUAUAGUAAAAAAAAAAAGUUACAUUUUUCUCAAACUGUGUUUCUUUAGUUUUGCAAUGAAAUACCAUUAGAAUUAGAAUCGCAGGAACAUUCUAUUUAUAUUGUAUCAUGAAAUUUAUUGUGUUAGAUGCUAAAUAAUGAAUCUCUAUGAAACUUC
Colletes gigas is the source of this 1369-nucleotide messenger RNA. RefSeq names its product calcineurin subunit B type 2. Bases 149 to 661 code for a protein of 170 amino acids. The record is from RefSeq and is a predicted model, not a curated record. Lineage: Eukaryota; Metazoa; Arthropoda; Insecta; Hymenoptera; Colletidae. Gene Ontology annotation, molecular function: calcium-dependent protein serine/threonine phosphatase regulator activity; calcium ion binding. The transcript is spliced from 5 exons.